Molecule: messenger RNA, 609 nt
Organism: Branchiostoma floridae (Florida lancelet)
Lineage: Eukaryota; Metazoa; Chordata; Leptocardii; Amphioxiformes; Branchiostomatidae
Exons: 4
Coding region: 163-609 (148 amino acids)
Source: RefSeq, a predicted model, not a curated record
CGUCGCUCCUACCGCGUAUUGUGGAGUACACAAUUAGUGAGUGAAAUUCAUACCCCGCGGAGGGCCGUAAACAACAGUAUAGAAUGACGCUUUGUUGUGAAUUUUCAUUUCCUUGUGGGCAUAUCUACGUUUUUUCAGCCUGCAAGGAAGCAUUUUAACGCCAUGCCGUCGCCCUUUGCAUGCCUCGUAACGUUCCUUGUGACGUCUGUGUCUCUGUGCUCUGGUCAGUCGGUCUGUAAACCACCGUCAGACGAGAAAUGUGUGUGUAAUUGUAACCCAGUGGUGACUUACGGGAACGACAACGCGCUGAAAUCAGAACUAGAACAGCUGAAAGUCGCCAUCAUCGAACUCUCACAGACAAGGGAAGAUUCCUCCAAAGGCAAUAAAAACGAUACGGAAGCCGACAAGCCCCUAGACUGUCAGGACAUCCUCGACAACGACGAGACCACGCCCAGCGGCGUGUACAUGGUUUAUCCACGGGACAACCUGGGCGGCUUCCUGGUCUUCUGUGAUAUGGACACGGACUCAUCAAAUGAGGUUGUCUGCAGACGUUUCACAGACGCUCACAGCUGUGCGCUGAGAGUCCUGUCCCUCUUGACAGUCACUUGA